Molecule: messenger RNA, 2626 nt
Organism: Cicer arietinum (chickpea)
Lineage: Eukaryota; Viridiplantae; Streptophyta; Magnoliopsida; Fabales; Fabaceae
Product: protein NPGR1
Molecular function (GO): protein binding
Source: RefSeq, a predicted model, not a curated record
UAUUCACACCCGUGUUCUUCUUCUUCUUCUGCAAAGCCUUUUGUUCUCUUCUUUUUCUAAUCACACCCAUCAUUGCUUUUCAAUAAAUUAUAAAAUUAUAAAAUAAACCUGUCAUUUUUUCACCAACGGAAUUUUAUUUUUCAUUGUUUGUUCCCAUCCAUCAUCUGGGUCAAUUUCAAAAAGGAAAGAUGUUGUGUGCUUGUUCUGGAGAGCAAUUCAAAUUUGAAGAGGCACCACAGUCACCAGAAUCCUUAGCAACAAGGGAUUUUUCUGCCAGUGGAUUAUCUUCAAGGACUGGUGAUUGGGAAUCUAAAUUGGAUGAAACACAAGUUGAAGAUGUUGAAUCUACUCUGAAAGAAGCUCUCUCAUUAAACUAUGAGGAAGCUAGAGCUUUGUUGGGGAGGCUUGAAUAUCAAAGAGGGAACUUUGAUGCUGCUCUUCAAGUGUUUCAAGGUAUUGAUAUCAGGUCUUUGACACCAAGGAUGAUUAGAGCUAUAUCUGAAAGAAACAAGUUAAGGAAACCUCGUUCCAAGGCGGGUACUGUACUUCCUAAUUUGAUGUCAAUGCAUUCAGUAAGCUUGCUUCUUGAGGCAAUUUUGCUUAAAGCCAAAUCCUUAGAGGAACUCGAGCGAUAUGCAGAGGCUGCAAAGGAGUGCAGAAUAAUUGUGGAUAUAAUUGAAUCAGCUCUUCCUAAUGGAAUGCCAGAGGGUAUUGGUGAAGAAUGUAAGUUGCAGGAAAUGUUCCACAAAGCAUUGGAGUUGCUUCCAAAUCUAUGGAUCAAGGCGGGUUUUCUUGACGAAGCUGUCACUGCUUAUCGGCGUACGCUGACCAAGCCGUGGAAUUUGGAGCCUAAAAGGUUGGCCUGUCUACAAAAGGAUUUAGCUACAACACUACUCUAUGGUGGUGUCGAAGUAAACCUACCUUCUCACUUGCAAGUGAAUGGUCCAACAACACCAAUGACUAACAUUGAAGAGGCGAUACUUUUGCUAUUAAUACUAUCCGGAAAAAUGGCACUUCAGGAAAUAGAUUGGGAUGCUGAAAUAAUGGACCAUCUUUCAUUUUCGCUUUCAGUUUCCGGGAUGUUUGAAUCAUUGGCAGAUUGUGUUGAGCAGAUCCUACCUGGUAUCUUUGAUCGAGCCGAGAAGUGGUACACGCUCGCUCUUUGUUACAGUGCAGCAGGACACAAUGAAACAGCCUUGAACCUUUUGAGGAAGGCUUGUGGUAGUUCUGAAGCAAAGCAUAUGCCUCAUUUUCGUUCAUAUUUGUUUGGUGCGAAACUGUGUUCGCAAUAUCCAAAUCACACUCAUGAAGGCAUCAAAUUUUCACAACAAGUUAUUGAUCUAGCCAAGCAUCAAAAUGAACAUUUUUUGAAUCAAGGCCAACAAAUUCUCGGUGUUUGUUACGGUGCUGCAGCUAGAACAUCUGUACUGGAUUCUGAAAGAAUUAUAUUUCAAAAAGAAUCUUUGAACUUCCUAAAUAAAGCUGCUCUAACCGGAAAUGAUGAUGCAGAAGCAACGUUCAGCCUUGGACUGGAAAAUGCGAUUCAGAGGAAUCUAGAUGCGGCUUAUCACAACAUAAUAAGGUACUCAGACAUGAUGGUUGGAAGCUCUAGAAGAGGUUGGCAGUUGUUAGCACUCAUAGUAUCUGCACAACAAAGGUUUAAGGAUGCAGAAACUAUAGUUGAUUUCACUUUAGAUGACGCUGGGAACGUCGAUCAGUUAGAGCUACUAAGACUCAAAGCUGUACUUCAAAUUGCUCAGAAGCAACCAAAGCAUGCAAUAGAGACCUACAGAGUCUUGCUUGCAGUAAUAGAAGCCAAAAAGGAGCUUUCUCUUCAAGCUAAGAACUUUGAGUUUGAUCCAGCAAAAAUAUUCAGGGAUGAGGCAUUAACGGAACGGAAGUUGGAAAUGGAAGCAUGGCAGGAUUUGGCAACCAUUUAUGCAGAUCUUAAUUCCUUUCUUGAUGCAAAAGCUUGUGUUGACAAAGCUCAAUUGCUAGAGUUUUUCUCUCCCAGAAGUUGGCAUAUUACAGGGAUGUUGUUUGAAGCUCAAUCAUUAUACAAGGAAGCCUUUGUUUCGUUCUCAAUCUCAUUGUCAAUAGAACCUGAUUAUAUUCCCAGUAUCAAUUCAACUGCGGAGUUGUUGAUUAAACUCGGUAUGCAAUCGCUUCCAAUAGCAAGAAGCUUUUUAAUGAAUGCUUUGCGAUUGGAACCGACAAAUCAUGACGCGUGGUUCAACCUUGGAGUGGUUUCAAAAAUGGAAGGUUCGUUACAACAAGCAGCAGAUUGCUUUCAAGCUGCUUAUGAGCUGAAGCUUUCAACUCCAGUGCAAAAGUUUGAGUGAUUGAGACUUUGGAGAACUUCAAUUCUUUGUGGUUGGGAAUGCGAGAUGCACCGAGAGUAUAAUAGAAAAGACAUAAGCAGAGAUUAUAAUGGGAAAAAAUAUCAUUUCAUUGUUACCCUUGAUUAGUUAACUAAUUGUUAAAAAAUGUAUAGCUCAAUUUUCAACUUUUUUCCAAUGAAAUACUAUUAAUUAAAUUUGACAGAGUAAGCACAGAAAUCAGAAGUUUGGUUUGGUUGUUAUAGUACUUUUCUGUUAGCUGAUUUUUACCUGAGAAACAAAUUUCU